This is a messenger RNA of Tetrahymena thermophila SB210, 234 nucleotides long. RefSeq lists its product as hypothetical. The record is from RefSeq and is a predicted model, not a curated record. NCBI's taxonomy places the organism in Eukaryota, Ciliophora, Oligohymenophorea, Hymenostomatida, Tetrahymenidae. The transcript has a single exon.
AUGUAUUAGUCGCUAAAUAUCAGGCAGUUGUUUGUAGUCAUAUCAAGAUUUAAUCCUUUUGCAUAAGGUGAAGGAGGAGAAAAUUCAGUAAAUUCAGUAAGCUAUUAAGGGGAUUAAAAGUUUUAAUAAGAUAUUGAGUAGAAAAUACCUGAUUAAGUUAUUGUAGUGAGUUGGUAGAAUUCGUUAUCAUAUAUCAUACCAACAAAUAAGUUACCUUGGCUAAAAUUAGAUUGA